UUUUAUUAUGACGUGUUCAAAUUUCCGAAUGCAGACGACUUUUGCUUUCCAAAUCCUGGCCAGGAAAGAAAUUAGAUAUCCUCUUGAGUCCCAAUUACUCACCAAGAUUUCAUAUCCAUGCUAAUGGAUCCUUUGAAAAUUCAAAUAGCCUAGGUUUAACUCAGAGCAGCCAUCAUGAGUGGCAACAUCCUGUUUGCCAUGAUUACUCGUCUUCGGGAUGGUUUGCCGUUGUCGGCGACCACGGAUCACGACCCAAGUCAGAGGGUUCUAGAAAGCAAGAAAUAUGCCAAGAUUCUUUCCAAGAAAGCCUCGCAAUUUCCAGACAGGUGCUCCAUGUUCACGGGUAGUCAUUGGUUAUAUUUUAUUUCUUCCCUUGGUGUUUGUUUCAUCACGAUGUGUGAAGAGAGCUACUCUAGUGUCCUCGCAUUCUGCUUCCUUGAUGAACUCCAGAGGGAGUUUAUCUCACUCUACGAAAAUAAGAAGGUUGACAAUGCCAUCAGACCGUAUGCGCUUAUUGAUUUUGAUCGCAUCAUACAAAAGACAAAGCAGAGAUAUAACAACGCCAUGACACUAAACGCCAGACAGAAAUAUUCCGACAUGACCUUAGAGGUCAAACUCCGUCCACCCUAUAGAAUCAGUAUUGAUGAUAUUGAAUCAACGGGAAGAAGAAACGUCAAUGGAAUAAGUCCUCAUCAUAUUCCGAGCUGGCAAGCUGUUAAUGUCAGCAAUAACGGCGAUCUUCCAAAACCAGCAAAUUUUCGGAGACCUUUUUCAAGACUUGACUGGAUGGCUAAGCUUCUUGUCUUCCUUUCCGUGUUAUGCGGGACUUUAAACCUUGCUAGGAUAAUGGCUGUUUUAACAUUUGGUACUUCACCGUAUGAACCAGAUGAAAAGACCAUCGUGCUCCAAGCAAUGGCACUCCUGAUCUUCUCCGCUCUCCUCAACUACUACCAAUCUUUUAAACUCUGGACGUCACUGGGUCAGAGGUCGUUGCGUCAGCUCCUGGCUUGCGUCUUAGUCAUCGUGUGCAAUUAUUCCCUCUAUAAACUGUACUGGCGAUUCCUUUUAACGUCCAGUUUCCAUUCGUUAGUAGCUGUUCUGGUGACGUGGAAGAUGAGAGCCGGAUCGGGAGAUUUCAAGUUGCCAAACUACACGGUAUAGCUCUUCAUAUUGCCAUAGUGUAGCCAUGCAUAGAUCCUUCCUUAUCAUGUGUUUCACCAAGAGUAAGUCAACAUAGAGCAGGGUGCUACACAAGCACUUGCCCGAUUGCCCGGGACAAGUAAAAGUUAAAGUCGGGCAAGUAUUUUGAAGUAAAGACCAAACUACUUGCCCGAAUUGGGCAAGCAAAAUUCUCAGUAGAAUUACCAAAAUUAGGGUCGAUAUGAUAUACUGACCCUAAAUUUGGUCAUGGUGGGCAAGAAUAAAAUCACUUUGGAAAAAGAAAUGCAAAAACAAGGUACAU
This is a messenger RNA of Lytechinus variegatus (green sea urchin), 1462 nucleotides long. RefSeq names its product vesicle-trafficking protein SEC22a-like. Lineage: Eukaryota; Metazoa; Echinodermata; Echinoidea; Temnopleuroida; Toxopneustidae. The coding region runs from base 175 to 1161 and encodes 328 amino acids. The transcript has 6 exons. The record is from RefSeq and is a predicted model, not a curated record. Gene Ontology annotation, biological process: endoplasmic reticulum to Golgi vesicle-mediated transport.